AUGCAACCCAAAGAUUAUAUGAGUAGUUCUCAUGCCAAUUGGGAAAAUAUACAAAUUGAUUCAUUUACAAGUUGGAUUAAUCAACAUUUAUCAGAGAGAGGCCUAUCAGUUAAAGAUUUAUCAGUAGAUUUUCAAGAUGGAGUAUUAUUGUUAAAUUUAUUAGAGAUAUUAUCAGGUAAAAAGAUUGCAAGAUAUGUUAGAUCACCAAAGUUUUUACAACAUAAAAUUGAUAACAUUAUGAUUGCAUUCAAUUUCAUGGAGAAAGCAUUUGACAUCAAAGUUUUUGGUUGUAAUGCAAAAGAUAUAGUAGAUGGUAAUUUAAAACAAACUAUGGGUGUAAUCUUUCUUUUAAUUCAAAAGAUUAAAGUUAAUUUACAUUUAGAUCAUUUACAAGAACAACAAGGUGAAACAACUGGUACAACAACAACAAUAACAUCUACAAAUACUACAACAACACCAACAAAACCAAGAUUCUACAGAGCUAGUAUGCAAGUAAAUGCCGCAAAUAGAUUCUCUCAUAUCUCUCCAAACAAAGAUCAAUCAUCUUCAACAGUAGCAACAACAACAACAACAAGUACUUCUGUAGUACAACCACAACCACAACCAACUACAGCCACCCCAACAACAACAACAGCAACCACUUUAACACCACCAGUUGCAUCUCAACAACCAGUAUCGACAGCGCCAGCCACAGUAACACCAUCAACAGUUAUACCAACAGUUACACCAUUGAAUACCACCACCACCACCACCACCGCUACAUCUACCUCAACUAAUGUACCAACAGCAACAACAAAUGUACCACCAACAGCAACAACAACAACAACAGGAACAAGAAUUUCCCCAACAACAGGUGUAUCAGUUAGUACGAUUAGAAGUAAAUUUUUAUUUGAAGGUGGUACAGGUAAUACAACAGGUGGUAAUGAAAAAUAUAAUACAUACUCACCAGGUAGUGGUAAUACUAGUGGUGUUGUUGGACCAUCAACAUCAUCAUCAUUAAAUAUAUCAUCAGAAAGAGUAUUAAAAAGAACAGAAUCAGGUUAUCUUAUUUCUGGUGGAUUAUCAUUAAGUGGUAGUGGUAGUGGUGGUAUUCAUGAACCAUUACAACGUACAGUUAGUUUAAUUGAAAUUAAAUUAAAUGAUCAUCAAAGUAAAUUCUACGAUUUGAAAAAGAUAAUUUUCAUGCAAUCGGUUAUUCGUGGUUAUUUAGUGAGAUCUAAAUGGAGAAAUGUAUUAGAGAAAUAUAAACAACAUUUAAAUGAAUAUAAAAAACAUUUUAUGAAUAAUAAAAAGGCAUAUCGUGGAUUAAUACGUGUUCAAGCAAUAGUUAAAGGAAAGAUUCAAAGAAAGAAACUCUUUAAAAUGUUCCCACUUUAUCGUAGAAAUGAAAUUGUCAAAGAGAUUCUCUCCACAGAGGACAAGUAUGUAACGUCGUUGGCUAUGGUGACAACCCACUAUUUGAAGCCAAGUGAAGCUUUUCUAUCGACUCAACAAGUUCGUAGUAUUUUCUCACAGAUUGAGAUCAUCCAUCGUUACAAUAGUUUAAUUUUGGAGAAAUUAGUAUCGAGAAAUAAGAUUUGGUAUUCGUCAGGUCAAAAGAUUGGCGAUAUUUUCAUAGAAAUGUCUGCUUUCUUAAAGGUGUACACCAUCUAUGUAAACAAUUACAAUAACUCUAUCCAAACGAUUACCGAGUGUAUGGAGAUACCAAAGUUUGCAUCGCUUUUGGAAAAGAAUCGUAACCAAUUCGGCUUGGAUUUAUCUGCAUUCUUAAUUGCACCAAUUCAACGUAUUCCUCGUUAUAUUCUAUUAUUACAAGAUUUGUUGAAAAAUACUAAAGAGUCACAUCCAGAUCACCAAGAUCUUUCAUUGGCUUUAAAGAAAAUGAAAGAUGUUGCUGAAUAUGUCAAUGAAAAGAAGAGAGAGGCUGAGAAUCUUAAUCAAGUAUUAACCAUUCAAUCUUCAUUAACUGGUAAAUUCAAUAAUUUAGCUGAACCACAUAGAAGAUAUGUUAAAAAGGGUACUUUAAUUUCAAAUGAUAAAAUUCAUCUUUACUUUUUAUUCAAUGAUUUAUUAGUUAAAACAGAGAAUAAAAUCGUUAGCAAAAUUCGUGACUCUGCUCGUUUAUCAAAUAAUAAUUCAAGUGAUAAAAAUUCAAAAUCAACUUUUCAUUCACCAAAAGAAAUCAUUAAUGAAGGUAAAUCAAAAUAUUUAAAUUCUUACUUUUUAGCUGGUUCUUCAUUAGUUGAUUCAAAUCCUGAUGGUUUCACUUUUCAAAUUAUUGGUGUUGGUGAUGCAAAUGAAUUAAAUAGUCAAAUCAAUAAUCAAAUCAAUAAUCAAAAUAAUAAUCAAAAUAAUAACCAAAAUAAUAAUCUAAAUAAUAAUAAUGAUGAUUCACCAAUUUUAUCAUUUUCACCAUUUUCUUCAUCAUUCGCUUCAACAAUUACAAAUAGUUUAAGUUCUAUUGGUAAUAGUAAUAAUGUAAAUAAUAAUAAUAAUACCUCUUCAAAUAGUGGUUUUGUAAAUAGUAGUAAUAAUAAUAUAAAUAUUGUAAAUAGUAAUGGAUCAUCACCAUUAACAAAUAGUGGUCAUGGUUUAAAUAGUUCAUUUGGUAUUAGUAGUAAUAAUAAUAAUAAUUUAACAAUGCCAACUACAUCAAUUCAAUUAGAAGCAUUAUCAUUAAAUGAGAAAAUGACAUGGAUGGGUGAAUUGGAUGAAUGUAUUUUUCAACUUUUAGAGAAAUCAAAAAGUAAAAAGAGAUCAUUGAUAACUGAUGCUGAUGAGUUAACAACAGUACCAUUUGAUAUAUCAGUUGUAAAAGAUUCAGAAUUUUCAAAUGUUUUAGAAAAGAAACAUAGUGAAAUCUCUUGGAGAUCAAAGAAAUUCUAUUUAAAGAAUACUCAUCUCUAUUAUCAUCGUUAUUCGUCAACUGAAUCUCCAAAAGAACCAACUAAAAUCAAAUGUAUCAAUUUAAUACUUUGUUCAGUUAAAUUGGCUCAAGUAGUUGAUCAUCCACAUUGUUUCCAAUUGAUUACUCCAUCAAGAAUUUACUUUUUCAGUUGUGAAGAUUCAACUGUACUAUUCCAAUGGAUCUCUUUAAUUAGAUUAUCAAUUAAAAAGAAAUUGGAAUCUUUGAAAGAUGAAAAUAAUAAUAUUAAUAAUUUCACAAGUAUCGCUAGUGCUACCUCUCCAACUUCUUCAAGUAGCAAUACUACUCCAAUAGUUGUACCAAUAGCUUCUCAUUCAAAUGCUACAGGUUCUUUAUCUGCUUCAUUGGGUAGUUCUUUCUUAAAUCAACAACAAAGAUCUUUAGAACAACAACAACAUUUAAAUACUUCAAAUUCAAAUUUAACUCCAUUAGCUUUAUCUUCACAGGUAUUAUAUCAUAUUAAUAAUUUUAUAUCUACAUCUACAUCUACAUCUGCAUCACAAUCACAAUCACAAUCACCAUCACCUUCACCUUCACACUCUAUCAAUCAAAAACAAAAAAUUCGAAAACUAUCAUUUUAUCAAAAUAGACUGAAUUCUUUUCCAACUUCUACUCUAUCUGUUUCUUGUCUUUUAAAUAAUGAUAACCAUGGUAAUAAUGAUUUUGAUGGUAAAUCCUUCACCAAUAAUAUUGAUAUUACCACCACCACAACUACAAAUGAUGAUAAUAAUAAUAAUACUACUACUACACAAGUCAAAAAGGGGAAGGAUUUAUCUUGUUCAAAAGAAUUAAACUGUUCUAUUAGUCAUGAUGACAAUAGCAAAGGUAGUAGUGGUUACGGUAAUAAUAGUUGUGGUGAUAAUAUUAAUAAUGAUGAAAGUAAUAAUAAUUGUGCAGAAUGUGGAGCAUCAGAUCCAUCAUGGGUUUCAAUUAAUUAUGGUGUUGUAGUUUGCUUAGAUUGUUCAUCAAUUCAUAAGAAUUUACCAGAAGGUAAUGUAAAAUCAGUUAGAUCGUUAUCAGUUGCAUUCUCUGAUAUCGUUAAAAAACAAGAAGGUAAUAUCAAAGCAAAUAAUAAAUAUGAAAAGAAUAUUCCAUCAGGUUUAACAAAACCAAAUCCAAAAGAUUCUUAUGAAAUUAAAUUAUCUUGGAUAAAAGCAAAAUAUAUUAAUAAUAAUAAUAAUAAUAAUAACUCUCAAAAUGGAGAUUCAACAACACCAACACCAACACCAACUUCAACUACAAUUCAUGUAAAUAAUGAUUCUACACCUACUUCACCAAAUUUAAAUUCACAAUCAUCACCACCACCAACAGCAACAACAACACAAACUGAAAAUGUAAAAUUAGAUAAUGGUAGAUCAUCACCAACACCAACACCAACACAAACUGAAAAUAAUAAUAAUAAUGUAUUAACACCAACAACAACAACAACAAAUACUACUACUUCAACUACAACUGGUAGUAGACCAACAACACCAACAAUAUUAAAUAAUGAAGAAGAACAUAUUCAAGGAAUAAAUUUAAAGGAUAGUACUGAUACAUCAAAUGGAAAAGGAACAUGGAGUCGUGGUAGUUCACAUGCAAUCACUGAAAGAAAAACAAGUUUCUUGGAUAAACCACGUGUUCCAGUUAAGAAAGAACAUCAAGGUUAUUUAUUUAAAACAAGUUCUCCAACUUCAAAUAAUUCAAGUGAUUGGAAGAAAUAUUUAUUCGUUUACAAGAAUGACGUUUUAACUUAUUAUAAAGUUUCAAAGAAAAAUAAAAGAAAAGAAAAAGGUAUCAUUGAUUUAUUCCAUUCAGUUAAACAAGAAAGUAGACCAAAACAAAAAUAUUCCUUUACUCUUGUAACCUCUCAAAGAUUAUAUUUCUUGGCUUCUGAAACUGAAGAAGAAAUGAAAAUUUGGUUAGAUGUUUUAUCUUCUCAUACAACUCAUUAA
Molecule: messenger RNA, 4860 nt
Organism: Dictyostelium discoideum AX4
Lineage: Eukaryota; Evosea; Eumycetozoa; Dictyosteliales; Dictyosteliaceae
Gene: gxcDD
Exons: 4
Coding region: 1-4860 (1619 amino acids)
Biological process (GO): intracellular signal transduction
Cellular component (GO): phagocytic vesicle membrane; cytoplasm; membrane
Molecular function (GO): guanyl-nucleotide exchange factor activity; GTPase activator activity
Source: RefSeq, a predicted model, not a curated record